Messenger RNA from Lepus europaeus (European hare), 963 nucleotides. RefSeq names its product olfactory receptor 51I2-like. The transcript has a single exon. Gene Ontology annotation, biological process: G protein-coupled receptor signaling pathway. The record is from RefSeq and is a predicted model, not a curated record. Gene Ontology annotation, molecular function: olfactory receptor activity; G protein-coupled receptor activity. Gene Ontology annotation, cellular component: membrane. NCBI's taxonomy places the organism in Eukaryota, Metazoa, Chordata, Mammalia, Lagomorpha, Leporidae. Bases 1 to 963 code for a protein of 320 amino acids.
AUGCCCCUAUCCCAGUACUUUGUCAACAUCUCCUUCUUCCAGCCACCUGCUUUCCUCAUGAUUGGCAUCCCAGGCAUGAAGGCUGCUCAUGGAUGGAUCUCCAUCCCCUUCUCAUCCAUGUACAUGAUGGCCCUCACUGGAAACUGCCUGAUCCUCCUGGCUAUAAGGAAGACUCCAAAUCUACACCAGCCCAUGUACUACUUCCUCUCCAUGCUGGCCCUCACUGAUGUGGGCCUCACCUUGUCCACACUGCCCACCACCCUGGCUGUGCUCUGGUUUGAUCAUCGACUCAUUGGCUUCAAUGCGUGCCUGAUCCAGAUGUUCUUCUUGCACUUCUUCUCUGUGGUGGAGUCCUCAGUGCUCCUGGCCAUGUCAUUUGACCGCUUUGUGGCCAUCUCUAGCCCCUUGCACUAUGUGUCUGUCCUCACAAAUAAUGUCAUCAUCAAGAUGGGGCUGGCCAUAGUGGCAAGAGCCACUGUGUCCCUCUUCCCUUUGCCAUUUUUGCUGAAGCGACUGAACUAUUGCCCUGGCAAGAUCCUCUUGUCACAUUCAUUCUGCUUCCAUGCAGAUGUCAUGAAACGGGCCUGUGCUGACAUUACUGUCAACAUCCUUUAUGGGCUAUACGUGGUCUUGUCCACAGUGGGUGUAGACUCCUUGCUUAUUGUGCUGUCCUAUAUCCUUAUUCUUCAUACAGUGAUGGGUCUAGCCUCUCCCAAGGAACGCUUACGGGCCCUCAACACCUGUGUAUCUCAUUUCUUAGCUGUUCUGGUAUUCUACAUCCCAGUCAUAGGUGUGUCCAUGAUCCACCGAUUUGGGAGGCACCUUCCACACAUUGUGCAUGCUCUUGUUGCCUAUGUGUACCUGGUGGUGCCUCCUGUGCUCAAUCCCAUCAUCUACAGCGUGAAAUCCAAGCCCAUCAGGAGGGCCAUGCUCAGAGUGCUGAGAAGGAAAGGCCAAGGUUGA